GCCGCGGCCCACGGGACUCGGGCGAGCGGUGCCGGCCGCUGCUGGCAGCAGCUGUGCUGAAGGUCUCCAGCCCUCGCCGUGCUUUUUGCGUGCGGAGGUACACGGGAGCGGGCGGGGGCGCGGAGCAGGCCUGCUGGGUAGCUCCGAGCACCGAUGUCGGGGCCUCGCGGCAGCCCUUGCCUUUGGUAUUUGCUUCAUGUGUUGGACACAACGAACGCCUUAGAGCUCACCUAUUUUUUAUUCAUAGGGAGCCUGUUAGAAUUUUUUGUUUCUUUUAAAGAGAAUACAUGCCUGUUAGAACAGCAAAUACAUUCCCUGCCAUAUGUGCUGAGGAAAGCUGGUAAAUUUUUCCAUAACCUUAUGGAGAAAAAGGACUUUGAAGCAUGGCUUGAUAACAUUUCUAUUACAUUUCUUUCUCUGACGGACUUGCAGAAAAAUGAAACUCUGGAUCACCUGAUUAGCUUGAGUGGAGCAGUCCAGCUCAGGCACCUCUCCAAUAAUCUAGAGAUUCUCCUCAAGAGGGACUUCCUCAAACUUCUUCCAUUGGAACUUAGUUUUUAUCUGUUAAAAUGGCUUGAUCCUCAGACCUUACUCACGUGUUGCCUCGUCUCUAAGCAGUGGAAUAAGGUUAUAAGUGCCUGUACAGAGGUGUGGCAGACUGCAUGUAAGAAUUUGGGUUGGCAAAUAGAUGACUCUGUUCAGGAUCCUCUGCAUUGGAAGAAGGUUUACCUAAAGGCUAUUUUAAGGAUGAAGCAACUGAAGGACCAUGAAGCCUUUGAGACAUCCUCUUUAAUUGGACACAGUGCCAGAGUAUAUGCACUUUACUAUAAAGAUGGACUUCUGUGUACAGGAUCAGAUGACUUGUCUGCAAAACUCUGGGAUGUAAGCACAGGUCAGUGCAUAUAUGGUAUCCAGACACACACUUGUGCUGCAGUGAAGUUUGAUGAACAAAAGCUUGUAACAGGAUCUUUUGAUAACACAGUAGCCUGUUGGGAAUGGAGCUCUGGGGCAAAGACACAACAUUUUAGAGGACAUACUGGUGCAGUUUUUAGUGUGGAUUACAAUGAUGAACUUGAUAUUCUGGUCAGUGGCUCUGCAGACUUCACUGUGAAAGUAUGGGCCUUAUCAACAGGAACGUGCCUGAAUACCCUUACUGGACACACGGAAUGGGUCACUAAGGUAGUUUUGCAGAAGUGCAAAGUCAAGUCUCUUAUGCAUAGUCCUGGGGAUUAUAUUCUUCUAAGUGCAGAUAAGUAUGAAAUCAAGAUUUGGCCUAUUGGAAGGGAAAUAAACUGCAAGUGCUUAAAAACACUGUCUGUUUCUGAAGAUCGCAGCAUCUCCCUACAGCCCAGACUGCACUUUGAUGGCAAAUACAUAGUGUGCAGUUCAGCACUAGGAUUAUACCAGUGGGACUUUGCCAGCUAUGAUAUUCUCAGGGUUAUCAAACCUCCUGACUUCUCAAAUGUGUCCUUGCUGGGCUUUGGAGAGAUAUUUGCUCUACUGUUUGAUAACAGAUACCUGUAUAUAAUGGACUUGAGGACAGAAAAACUGAUAAGUCGAUGGCCUCUACCAGAGUAUAGAAAGUCAAAGAGAGGUUCAAGCUUUUUGGCUGGUGAAAUGUCUUGGUUAAAUGGACUAAAUGGCCAAAAUGAUAUGGGGUUGGUUUUUGCCACCAGUAUGCCAGACCAUAGUAUCCAUUUAGUGUUAUGGAAAGAACAUGGCUGAAAAGCUUACAUAUGCAGAAUCUUCAGGAAUAUAUGGACUAUCAGCAGUGUGUCCAUAAAAUGAGACUUUGCAUGAACCAAAGUUGCACACCUAAUGGUAUCAUCAUGCAAUGCACAAUCAUUUACUUUUUUUUGGGCAUUUGGGAAUGGGUUGUUUUGGACAUAAUGCAAUACAGCAUGCUAACAGUAUUCACCACAAAAUUUUGUCUGUAUUCAUGUUUAAGCAUACCUAUUUGGGCUCUGAAGCAUAGCUUGUAAAGUUUAAACCAUUCAAAUCCACCAUCAAGUCUGAAAUGAAGUAGUGCUUGACCUGACUUCUGACCUAUUUUUUCUUGUUGAAACAGAAGGUGAAGCUACUAUUUUGGAAUCACAAGCUUUUGUACAUGUAACAGCAAAUACUGGUUACAGUGCAUGGCUGCUUAACUUAAAUAAGAAGAUAGCAAACCCUUUCUCUUUUCGGUAUCAUUCUCUUCAAAAUGUUUUUCCUUAUGAUAGCUUUAAACACAUAGCCUUUGACAUAGACGAAUCAAAUGAGUCCUUUAACUAGGUUCAUAUGCUAACAAUAAUCAUUACUUGGUUUCAGCUCAGAAACAUGGCAAUAUGAACUCUCCUCAGUGAGAAUGAGCCAACUUUUCAUCUAUCUGAUAGAGCUUGCCAUCACAAUUAACCUUAGUGAACCUCUGACAAUAUGCAUCAUAUUGCUGAUGGUAACUCAGAAUGGCUUGAUCAGUAUUUUAUAGUCCAUAUUUCCUAUCGUGUGUGUGAGAACAUAACCUAGUUCACAGGUAGGUAGAAAUAUAAUGAAUGGGAAGAUGAUGUUCAGUCUUUACAGCAAGAGUCACUCUCUUUCUUACAUUAAAUGAUGUCUAGCAGCCAUUCAAUUUUUCCAAAAGUUGCAGUCAAUAUAAUCAUGCACUUAAAGUAGUUGCUACAUGUAGAUUUGAAAAGCAGGGGUGAAUAACAGUGAGAAUGCCACAUC
Egretta garzetta (little egret) is the source of this 2703-nucleotide messenger RNA. It is a transcript of the gene FBXW2, whose product is annotated as F-box and WD repeat domain containing 2. Gene Ontology annotation, molecular function: protein binding. The transcript has 7 exons. Lineage: Eukaryota; Metazoa; Chordata; Aves; Pelecaniformes; Ardeidae. The coding region runs from base 154 to 1725 and encodes 523 amino acids. The record is from RefSeq and is a predicted model, not a curated record.